This is a messenger RNA of Phycomyces blakesleeanus NRRL 1555(-), 1518 nucleotides long. RefSeq lists its product as hypothetical. The transcript is spliced from 5 exons. Lineage: Eukaryota; Fungi; Mucoromycota; Mucoromycetes; Mucorales; Phycomycetaceae. Bases 1 to 1518 code for a protein of 505 amino acids. The record is from RefSeq and is a predicted model, not a curated record.
AUGGGUGGUACUCGCGAUCUCUUCAGAAUAUACUGGUAUACGUUCUUAGUGUCUGCUCGCAUGGAGCACGGAAACAAAGUACAUAUACCCAUUUAUGAUAUUGUGAGAGGCAUCCACCAAUCAGGGUUGAUGACAUGGUUCCCAGGAUCUAAAUCUAUGGAAGCCAAGAGCUUAACCAAGUUACAACGGCUGGCACGUUGGUCAAACUCGGCACCUACCAACGACGCUGAACGAAGAUUGACUGAACACAGUUCAGCAUUAACUCCACCAAACGUAAUUCUUCAACAAAUUGAUCACAACGAUCUUAUACAGGGUAACCUUUAUAUUCUCAAGAUCAGUCUCAUUGUUGUUGGUUUAUUCCAAGGCUGGGACGACGACAUGUGCUGUUUCGUUAUUCUUCGCUCCGACGUAUCCUCGAUGCGAUGGUCAGAAGCAAGAUACAUACCCGGCGAUUUCGCCGCUUUUGAUGCAUUUGACAGCAAUGGGAAUCCAUCUGUAUUUCUCUGGACGAGACAACUACGUGCACCUAUUCCUAAUAACUGGUUUACACUUUUUGAAGAAGCUCGGAGGAAACAGCGAGAUUGGUCCAACACGCUUCGACCCCAAGAAUUACCUGUUUUUCCAGCUGUACCCACGCUUCAAAAUUCUAUAGGCGAGGAUAAAUCAGUAGAGUACAUAACUCUGACAGACAAUCCUGUUCCUCCCCUCUCCACUGUAAAUGUUUUACAGGAAAGCCUAACCAAGAAAAAAAGUCAGCAGCAGCAACAAUCCCCACCAAAAACUAAACCCCAAACAUCCCACUUUUCUAUCGACCAUGAUUUGGAUACACAACCUGAAUCAGUCCCAUCGCAACAGCCAAUAUCUCACCCUACUUCAUAUAGCCAUCAUGACAAAGUAAAGUCUUACACAACGCAGCUUCGUGGAUUCCCCUCACUCUCAAGUUCCUCUGACGGCUCAUUCACGCCAAUUCAAGAACUUUCACGGCACCAACUUCAACAUAAUACCCACACCGCUUUGUCGGGACCGAAAACCGGAGAAUCUCCCGACCUUCCGUCCACACAAUACUCGUCUUCUAUUGAAGGAACCGAGCAGUCUGCUACUUCACCAUCAACAAACGACUCGUUCGCGGGGAAAGCAACCUCGUUUAUAAAAGAGGCCCCAGCUGCCACAUCGAGCACCUCAGCAUUUUAUCAGCUGGCUAUGAUUGGUCACUCUUCGGUUGACCUGAACCCCAUGGCUUCACAAUCAAGAGAUACUAGCUCUAUAUUUCACUACCAUCACAACAACAACGCAGUAUCCUCUUUAAUAGAUGCAUCUCAAAAACCACUAUUUAAUGUUUCACUUUUUGAUAAUGACAUUACCUUCCCUCACGAUGCUGAUCAGUUUUCGAUUCAUACCACCGAAUACCAAUCUUCCAUUCGCUCUCAUUCUCCCUCUCCCUCAUUAGAAGACACACAUACCACUACCAAGCACAGAGUAAAUAGAAAAUCAGUCAAGCGUCUAUUUCGUAUUAAAUGA